Messenger RNA from Chelonia mydas (Green sea turtle), 4095 nucleotides. RefSeq names its product extracellular matrix protein 2 (gene ECM2). The transcript has 10 exons. Gene Ontology annotation, molecular function: collagen V binding; protein binding; heparin binding. The record is from RefSeq and is a predicted model, not a curated record. Gene Ontology annotation, biological process: positive regulation of cell-substrate adhesion; extracellular matrix organization. Gene Ontology annotation, cellular component: extracellular matrix. Bases 309 to 2483 code for a protein of 724 amino acids. NCBI's taxonomy places the organism in Eukaryota, Metazoa, Chordata, Testudines, Cheloniidae.
GUCAGCCUAAGGACCAAAUGCAUUCUGCUGCUUUUCAUUUUCCCAAAGUGAGGUUUUUAGUUUUCUGAAUAACUUAUUAGAUAAUUCUCUGCACACAGAAGAGAGCAGCGCUUUGUCCCCAGGGAAAGAAGCUAUUUCAGACUUCACUAAGGAGUGAUCUAUCAUGUUUCAACAAUCCCCACUGUUGCUCUCUUUGUUUUAAAGAUAUCAGUCUGAUUUUGUUUCAUUUGCAACCGGAGACUAAAUGACACCAAGCAGAAUCUACUGUUAGGUUAGAUUACCAGGGCACUGCUUGUGAAGAGAAAAACAUGCAGACUGCAUCUUUGCUUUAUUAUUUCCUGCUUGUCUGUUGGUGUAUUGAUUUUGUUGAAAAUCAAACAAAUGAAAUUCCUAGGCGGCAAAGAAGGAGAAUGCGCUAUAGAGGAUCAAGAAAGGGUUCCUCAGCAAACCACAGACCAAACAGACAACCACAGAUUAAGACUUCAACUACUGUUGCUGUAGUACCAAGUGUUCCCCUUAUUAAUAUUGAUGAUGGCAUUACAGAAGUAUUUGACUCUCUUAUAGGUUUGAGUGGACAUGAAUCCAGUUACAGUGUCUUACCAGGAAAGAAAGGGCAUUGUACAGCUAACGGGAUGAUUAUGUACGAUAAAGCUGUGUGGUCCCCCAAACCUUGCAUUACUUGUCUUUGUUCAAAAGGAAAAGUGAUUUGUGAUGAAACUACGUGCCUUUCUCUGACAUGUCACAAAACUGAGAUACCUGAAGGAGAGUGCUGCCCAGUUUGCUCUGAUAUUGUACUAAAUAUUUCACUGGAUGACACACCUGAAAUUUCUGGUGCUUCUCCAGAGCCCAAUGACCCUAGUGACUCAAUGCUAUUGCAACCACUGCGUACCCAGGAUGAAAUGGAUGAGUUACUCAGACGAGAGAAGGAAGAACUUGAAGGGAGAGAAAAGGAAAUUCACAAAAAGGAUGACGAGAAAAGGAAGAGAAAAGAAAAGAAAAGUCAGGAGGAGAAAAAAAUACAUGACUAUGAAGCCCAUCAGAAAGCAGAGGAGGAAAUAAGCAGGAGAGAGGAAGAAAAAAGAAGAGCAUAUGAAGAGGAAGAGCUACAAAUUGAAAAGGAAGAAGAAGAAAAAAGAAAGGGAAACGAACUUCCAGAGCAAGAAAGAAAACAACAAAAAAGCGAAGAGGAAGAAGAGGAAGAGGAUGAACAUAUUUUACGAGGUGAUGUUUUCAGAAUGCCCCCUCGAUUCCCAAUUCCUGUUCCUCCUGCAGAAAUUCCUCCUUUGCCAACUGGAUGUUCGAUUUCUGACACCACAGUAAGCUGCAUUCAUGCCAGACUUACACAAAUACCACCAAUUACUGAUCCAGAGCUAACAAGCUUAGAGCUUGAAGGGAAUACCAUUACUUCCAUUCCAGAUGAAGCGUUCAAUGGGAUCCCUAAUUUGGAAAGGCUUGAUCUAAGUAAAAAUAAUAUUACUUCUCCAGGCAUAGGUCCACAAGCGUUCAAAAUCCUGAAAAAGUUAAAACGUUUGUAUAUGGAUGGAAACGCACUAGUACAUAUUCCUCCUGAAUUACCGUCAGCUUUAGAAGAACUUAAAAUAAAUGAAAACCAUCUCCAUGCUAUUGAUGAAGACAGUUUACAAGAAUUAAAGAACUUGGUGACCCUAGAAUUAGAAGGCAAUAAACUUAGUGAAGCAAAUGUCAGUCCUUUAGCUUUCCGUCCUUUGAAAAGCCUGUCUUAUUUGCGCCUUGGAAGAAAUAAAUUCAGAACUGUCCCACAAGGUCUUCCCACAUCUAUUGAGGAACUAUAUCUGGAAAAUAACCAAAUAGAAGAAAUUUCAGAAAUUUGCUUUAACCAUACCAGCAAUAUUAACAUAAUUGUGCUGAAACACAACAAAUUAGAAGAAAAUAGGAUAGCACCUUUGGCUUGGAUUAAUCAAGAGAAUUUGGAAUCUAUUGAUCUUUCUUACAAUAAGUUAUAUCACGUUCCCUCCUAUCUGCCAAAAUCUUUACUGCAUCUCGUACUUAUAGGAAACCAGAUUGAGAGAAUACCAGGAUAUGUGUUUGGUCACAUGAAGCCAGGGCUGGAAUAUCUCUACCUUUCUUUUAACAAACUUAACAAUGAUGGAAUAGAUCCAGUGUCAUUCUAUGGAGCUUAUCUGUCUUUGAGAGAGUUAUUUUUGGAUCACAAUGAAUUAAAGUUUGUACCAUUUGGAAUCACAGAAAUGAAGGCAUUAAGCUUUCUGAGGCUGAACAACAACAAAAUACGGACAGUCCCUCCAGAACGCAUCUGUAGAUCUGUUGUCAAUGAUGACAAUGUUGAUGCUGACAGUAAUGAUGAUGAUGAGGAGGUUGAAGAUUCACGUUUGGAACAUCUUCAUCUUGAAAACAAUUUUAUCAAUACAAGAGAGCUGUCACCAUAUGCAUUUUCAUGCAUAAGAUCCUACUCCAGUGUUGUUCUGAAACCACAGAAGAUCAAAUAACAAACACCAUAUAUUUUAAUUGCAAAACCCAUUUUCUUACCUGAGGUGACAUUAUUUAUUUUCCAUCUGAUACACAGAUCAGCUGAUCUCCUAGUUAAAAGAUGUCUCAGCACUAUUCAUACACUAUUAUUUUCCUAACAGUGUCAGUUGAUAUAUCACCUAAAGACUGCUUGAUUUGUUUAGUUUAUACUGUUAAAUAUACAUACCCACAUACGCACGCAAAAAUAUGCAAUUUAAUAAGGGACUUUUUCAAGUUCUAUUAACAGCAUGUCGACUUGAAAAAGAGACUAAGUGGAGAUAUGAUAGAGGUCUAUAAAAUAAUGAUUGGUAUGGAGAAAGUACCUAAGGAAGUAUCGUUUACUCUUUCAGAACACAAGAACUAGAGGUCACCAAAUGAAAUUAAUAGGCAGCAGGUUUAAAACAAACAAAAGGAAGUAUUUCUUCACACAACGCACAGUCAACCUGUGGAACUCCUUGCUAGUGCAUGUUGAGAAGGCCAAGACAUUAACAGCGUUCAAAAAAAGAACUAGAUAAAUUCAUGAAGGAUAGGUCCAUCAAUUGCUAUUAGCCAGGAUGAGCAGGGAUGGUGUCCCUAGCCUCUGUUAGCCAGAAGCUAGGAAUGGGCGAUAGUGUAUGGAUCACUUGAUGAUUACCUGUUCUGUUCAUUGCCUCUGAAGCACCUGGCUUUGGCAAUUGUUGGAAGACAGGAUACUGGGCUAAAUGGAUAUUUGGUCUGACCCAGUAUGGCCAUUUUUAUGAUGGCGGUAGGGAAUGAUUAUAAAAGACUGACACCUUUCAUUUUUCAGAUAAUUGUUUUCAAUAAUAUAUUGGCCUGCUCCUCUGAGGGAUACUUUAAGAAACUGCCACUCUGUUUUACCAGACACACUGCUGCUGAUCCUGAAUGAUCUUUUCUUCUUCUGAAUGGAUGAAAGAAGAUGGAACAGGUUAAUUCAAGGGUUGCCCUUUAAAAAAGGCCUCUGUAUUGUAGUAGGCAGCACACAAAAGAGUCUGAAGUCACACAUGUACAUCCAGAUUUUUACGCCUUCCUCUGGAGUUGAAAUUAUUCUGCAGUCGGGUCUGGUGAUGCAGAUGAACAUAUGGAUAUUAUUUCCCACUUUUACUAUGCAAAUUCACUAUGUAAAUUAAUGUACACAAAUAUAGGAUUCAUACAUAAACAGAUAGCCAAGGACGAAGAGUUUUUUGUUUUUAAACUUAAUAUUAAUCGCUAUUAUAUACAGAAUAUAGAGUGCACAUACACAAGGCAGAUUACUCUGUUUUCUCUAAAAUGAAACAACCACUAAUGUAUAGACUCUAUAGAGGAUAGAAUCCUGUUAAUUUACUUUUAAUUUUUCUCUUAUAAAAUUAGAUGACUAUACAUGAGACACAAUUAUAUUCUGCCUGAAUGCAAACCUAAUUAUGUAUAACGCAUUGCUUGUAAAAAUUGGCGUGGUAUGUGGCCUUUUUGUAAAAACAACUGCUUUGGUUAUUUUGCUUGGUUAAAUAUGGUCAUACAGGUAUGACAUACAGAUUAACUUUUUUGAUACAAUGUUCUACUUUUCACAGCUUUAUUUAAUAAUUAAAAUAUUUUUGCAUUUCUACGCAUUGAAACCUU